Messenger RNA from Meira miltonrushii, 1155 nucleotides. RefSeq lists its product as uncharacterized. NCBI's taxonomy places the organism in Eukaryota, Fungi, Basidiomycota, Exobasidiomycetes, Exobasidiales, Brachybasidiaceae. The transcript has a single exon. The record is from RefSeq and is a predicted model, not a curated record. The coding region runs from base 1 to 1155 and encodes 384 amino acids.
AUGGGAUCAACGCAAAGGGAAGAAAUGGUACCGGCACCACCGCCGUACAUGGAACAAUCUUCAAGAUCUUUUGCACCUCCGCCAUUCCCUCCUCCUCUGACAAAUAAUGCAAAUGGACAAGCAUCUUCCUCAUCAUCUCAACCAGUACAGAAUGGAGACAAGAAAACACCCUUUCAAGAUGGUUAUGCUGCUGCUCCGCCUGAUCUAACACAAGCUCCUCCAACAUAUGAACCUUUCUCAUUCGAGGAUGAAUAUGCUGCAUUUUCACGAUCUACAGCCGAACGUGGAGCGCCUCGUUGGCAUUCUGCUCCGGUCUACAAUGUCUAUCACGAUCAAAAGAAUGCACAGCUAUCAUUUCACAUCGCCCUUCCAUCAACCCUUCCGCCUUGUGCUUGUGGAACAAAUUUUCAUUGUGAUUGCGGAAGACGAAGACCUUCGAUUUGGGAAACGACGAAUAAACGCAGUUUGUUCUCUUCUUCAUCUUCAAAGAUAGAAUUGCAAAGGAUAUCAAAUUUUAACCAUAAGGCAUACUUGGCACUAAGUGCGUCAAGAACAUCAAAGGGAUCGUCAUCAUACAAGAUUUCCAACGAUCGUGAUCAGAAGCUGACUGACCUAAUACAAACAGACAAUCAUCAGCGAAUGUUUGAGUUUAUUGACGGUCAACGAUUAUCUUGGAUUCGAUUUGGAUCUAGGUUGGAGCUACACAAUGCUGCUAGACAACCUUUUGCAAUCUUUCAUACAAACGUCGUCCCGGCCAGAUUAGAACUUACAGCAUUCCCAUGGGCACGUAUGCCAAGCGAUGAAUUGGAAUGUGAUUACAAAGGUUGCUCUAUGAAACCUUUAUACGGUUUCGUUUUCCGUUGCUUUGAUUGUUCAGAACGGGUUCCCGAAAAGAGUGAAAAAGGCAAUCUUGGUGGAGAAAAUGACGAAAAUCCUUGGAUCGAAACUUUUGACAUUUGUGAAGCUCAUCUGAUGGAUGAAUGUGCAAACCAUCCGCCAAAUCAUCGCUUCCGCCGCUUACCAAGACCUUUUGGAGAGUAUGACGAUGAGGUAUACGAGACACCACUUCUACAUGUUCGAGACUUACAGGCUCAAAGGCUUAGUCAAGAAAUUGUCAUGAUGACAUUAGCAUGUAUGCUUCUAGAGAAGCAAUAA